Liolophura sinensis is the source of this 5937-nucleotide messenger RNA. RefSeq lists its product as uncharacterized. The record is from RefSeq and is a predicted model, not a curated record. The coding region runs from base 2178 to 4718 and encodes 846 amino acids. The transcript has 3 exons. NCBI's taxonomy places the organism in Eukaryota, Metazoa, Mollusca, Polyplacophora, Chitonida, Chitonidae.
UGUACACGUAUAAACACCAAGCAAGCAAACUAACUUAUGUUGUGGCAUUUGAUUUUUUUUCUUUUUUUUCAAAAUUAAAAAAAUCUCCAUGUAAUUGAACAUAUGUUUGUUUUAUAUUUUAUAUAUAGGCGCCUGCUAGAAAAGAAAGUAACAGAGGUCGGAAACGCGGUAAGUCAAUGCUGGCAACCUCAACGCCAGAAAUGAAACGGAUGAGAGAAGCUCAAGAAAACCGGCUGCAGAAUAAGAAAGCAAAGCGACAAAUAAUUCAAGCAACUGAAUCGGAAACUAGUAGCGAAGGCUCAGACCAAGAAAGAGAUGGUGUUAAUUCAUUCGAAUCCGAUGAGGAAGUAUCAUCCUUAGAAUCUGUUAAUGAUGAGGAUACUGCCCUUACAUUAGGAGAGGUGAACAUUGGCCAAAUACGUCUCGGUAGCCAUGUUCUUGUUGAAUACACCCAGGCUAGGAGUCCAAGUGUCUACUUCAUUGGUGAGAUUCAGAGCCCACUAGAUGAGGAUGGUGACUUCGAAGUUGAGUUUUUCCGAAAGAGUCAAAAAUGCAGCAGGAAAUUUCUGAAGCCACAUGUUGCCGAUAUUGCUUCCGUUUCCCAUAAGCAAAUUAAAGCUAUUCUGCCAAAAGGUAUUCGUUCAGGUACCACCAAGCGCACACAAGAUGGUUUAAUGUUUCCAGUGGACUUUGGACAGCUCAAUUUACGCUAAAUAUGCUCCGACAAGUUCUCUGUUGAAAAAAAGCUUUUAUAACAGUUGUCAUUCGGAUUGAAGUCGCGGUAGCAGACUUUACAAAUGACUCUCCAUUUACGUUAACCAUAUUUUCAUUGACGUUAACGAUGUUUUCAUUUCACGUUAACCAUUCCACUUGGAACCGAACUGAAUUGUUGAACUCCGAUCUUACGAGUUAUGAAACUUGUUUUAAUUAAUAAAGAUACCAUGAGAAAUGGUCAUAAAAGCUGUUGUCUUGCAAACUUAUACAUUUGUCCCACUUCACCCCCUUAGUGUCCCACUUCACGCCCUUAGUGACCCACUUAACCCGGGGGUGUCCCACUUAACCCCAAUUUGCCACAAUUUUUGAUUGACCUCAAGAUUGGUGAAACUAUGCCGAAGCGGUUUGCUUCGUAUUCUCUCUUAGGGGCAACUCGUCGGUCUUCGUGCACGAUGCACUGCUGAUGCACAAUACCUAUUAGUAUAAUAUCUGGGACAGCUCGAGUCCAAGGCAAUCGAAAGGGUCCCACUUUGCCCCGGUCUCCCCUAUACGCCAUAUGCAGGACCCCUUGGUAUAUUGCGAUCCAAAUAAGGAUAAUUUACGAUAUCAAAAUAUGGGCAAAAUUCGGCAAUAUGGGGGUUAUUUAACGCCAGAUCAUCAAUAUACCGCUUGGUGAAUGAAAAGGAUCGAACUUUACAGAUAUUACUUUCAAGUACUUUCUGCAUCUAGUCGUAUUCAUAUGAAAACACGUAUAGGUCUGCCAAAAGAGGCGCACAAUUGGUACCGAUAGGAAUACCUAUGCACCGUUGGUAAAUGUUAUACCCCGAAUACCUGUGGCGCGCUGUUUUUGUCCGAGAGUGGGCGUGUGUGGCACAUGUCUAGCAGAAAAGUCGCCGGGUAUAUGGGUGGAUUUUUCAAUACGGGCACAUAUAUGGAAAAAACAUGUCCAGGCCUGAUAUUUUCUGCUACAUUAUUAUAUAGGAAAUCUUUAUCUGCAGAAAUAAUAUUGGUAGAUAGCUUAAUAAAGCAUAAAAAUCCCAGUUCUGUGGGCUCUCUAUUUUUUUGUAAUUCAGGUUUGAAUGAUGGAACUGGGCCCUUUUCACUGUGUCACAACUCUGGGUCGCCCCAUUGUAAGGUUUCUUUUGCAUGCUAAAUUCAAUGCUAACAAGGAAUUGAAACAUUUUUAUUAUUCAAUAUCACAGUGGAAUUGAUAUUCAAAAGCUUAAAUAUCUCUCCAUGCCCCAAAUUGUGAAAAAAAAAUUAAUUUUGUUGCUGUCACAAAAAACUGGCUCCACUCCGUUACCACACUGAUCAGUGUCUCCAUCUAUGAACUGAAAGGGGAGGCAACAAGUUAGCCCCUGCUAAAAUGUAUCUUGUGUAACCCCCAUAGAUAAAACAAUGGAGCAUGUGGAGAAAGUCCACACUCAAGUCCAGAUUUUGCUGAAAUAGUUGAGAAAUCAGCCAUGCCUCCCAAGAAGAAACAAAUGACAUCAGCAGAAAAGCAGAGGGCUUAUAGGAAUCGUAUAAAUGCAGACCCAGAAAAGAGGGAAGCAGCCAAGGAGAAGGAGAGAUUAAGGUGGAAAGCUAGAAGGGAAAAGAAGAAAGUAAAAUACGUAGCAGAUAUGACCAAACGGGAGGUUAGAGCCACGCGGAGAAAAUGGAGGAUAGCCUAUCAUAAACGCAGGGCUGAAAAAGAUCAUUUGGCUUGGUUGGAAAAACAAGAAGCAGCAGUGUUGACUGGAACUCCACCGACAAGUCCACCUCAUAAUCUGCCACAGCAAGAGCCACAGCGACAGCCUGAACCCCAACCAGGUACCUCCGCGAAUCCCACUUCGUCACAGAAAAAGAGAGGUCGGAAGAAUGUUCGUAGGGACCGCACGGCCUGUUAUAGGAUUAAUAGAAAGUUAACAGAAAAGCUUGAGAAUGAAAAGCGGAAAACCCAGAAAUUACGCAAACAGCUCUCUCGGACAAAACUGAAAAUCAAAGUCCCAUUUGGACAGAACUGCAAGGAAGGCGAUGUAUGUGCUACCCAUUAUGCUUCACCACGAAAGAGGGCUCGACAAACGAUAAAUGCUGGACAGGGCUUUAUAAGAAAGGAACUGAUUUUCCAUUAUGCUCUCACUCAACAAAUAAAACAGGGCAAAGACACCUGUGAAAAAAAUCCGAAGCGGGCACAACUCUUCGCAAAGCUUUUUGGUUUUGGAAACAUCUUGUCAAAAUAUCGAUUGCUGACCAAAGCACAGAACACUGGUCUCUUGUCCAAAAAGCUGCUGAAGACAAAUGCUAAGCAAAGAAAUGAAAAUCUGCUAGUUUAUGAGAGAGCUAAGAAACGCAACUGUGUCACAGAUGCUGUAAAACAAAAGAUUCAAAAGUUCUUUGAAAGGGAUGAUGUCAGUUGGUGUGCUGCUGGUAAAAAGCAAGUCAUCACACGCAACAAAGUUAAGAAGCAGAAGCGUUUCCUUUUGGAAUCGUUGAGAAGCACUUAUAGAAAGUAUGUGCAUCUACAUCCCGUGAGACCAGUGUCUUUCAGCCAAUUCUGGAAACUGAAGCCGUUCUGGGUAGUGAAACCUAAACUCGCUGACAGGGAAACAUGCCUCUGUAAAGUACAUGAGAAUGUCCACCUCUUGCAUAACAAGCUAAAAAACUUGGGGUAUUUAGCCGAAGGGUCCGCUGACGAGACAAUAAACCAGAUUGUCUGCAGCAGAGAUAACAAGGGAGGUAUGUACAGGGACUGUGCAAAGUGCAAGCAUGCUGAGGUUGUUUUCACUCAGACUGAAAGUACAGGCCAGGAUGAAAGCCAGACCUGGUGGUGGCAGUGGAAAUCAGCAGACCACACAUACAAGGACAAAGAGGGAGAGCUAAAAACAACAAAGAAGACAAUCAAGGAGAAAGUUGAAGGAACUGUCGCUGAGAUGAAAGAAGAAUACAAUAAGCAGAUUCAGAAGUUCAGUACCCAUGUUUACAACAUCUUGCACCAAUUUGAGGUGUGCAGAGUGAAGAAAAGUCAGUUAGGAGGGGACGAGGUCCUACUUCACAUAGAUUUUGCUGAAAAUUGGACGAUGAAAAGCCUGCGUCAGAUCCAGUCGGCCCAUUAUGGUGCAUCCAAUUCGCAAAUAACACUACACACAGGUGUAGCCUACAUAGGUGGUGAGGCAACAACAACCACACUCCCAUUCUGUAGCUUGAGUGACAACAAUAGCCAUACACCAGCAAUGGUCUGGUGCCAUUUGAUACCGAUUCUGCGAUUCCUGAGGGAGAACCAUCCGACAGUAACUAAACUGCACUUCAUGAGCGAUGGCCCUGUAACCCAAUACAGGGGUAGACACAAUCUCCACCUGCUGUGCAACAUACCCUUCCAAAUGGGUUUCAAAGAAAUUUGGUGGAACUUUAGCGAAGCAGGACACGGGAAAGGAGCCUGUGAUGGAGUGGGAGCAACCAUCAAACGCCUGGCAGAUGAGGUGACCAUGACUGGCACAGACAUUCAUGAUGCAGAGAGCUUGGUAAAACAUCUGGAAGAUAAGACAAGCAUCAAAUUAUGUCUGAUUCCUGAAGAUGUGCAGAUACAUGUGUCAACAGCGGUACCAGCAGUCAGGGGAGUGAUGAAAGUACACCAGAUCUAUUCACAGAGGCCUGGUAUCAUCCUUACAAGAGACGUAAGCUGCUACUGUGGACCACAGUGUGAUUGCUACUCUCCAGUGGAACAUGAUGUACUGCAGUCUAACUAUGAUCAACAUAUCCCCAAACUAGGAUGUGAGGUUGGCCAAAUCUUAAAGCAACCCAGCAUCCAGCAAGCAGAGGCCCUGGUGAUCCAUCCUGAUGAUGAUACCCAAGACACCAACAGUAACAAGUCUGAUCCAAAGCAUGACAACUCUUGGCCUAAGAUUGGAUGUUACGCUGUUGUAAUGUGUGGAGAAAAAUAUUACCCCGGGACGGUGAUAUCGGUAGAAGGUGAUUGCUUUGAAAUGAAGUAUUUGAAACGAACAACAACAGGUAAGCUUGUUUGAUUCUAAACACAUGAAAUAACAAUUUGUAACAUGAUUUCAAGUCUCUUAGAAAUUUUAAAAGUCUGUACUCUUAUCAAUUUAGCAUCAUAUUUUAUUCUUUUAAUCAACAGGAUCCUAUCAUGACUGGAUGAGCGGGUUUUCGUCAUCUUCAUGGCAGCCACGAGAAGACCUUCUUGAGCCACUCCACGUGCCCGACAUGGACAGAAGAGGUCAUGUUAUAUUCACGAAGAAUGACUUAGAGACAAUAAAAAAGUACACAAAGUGAAUAGUCGGCAGCUGUGAAUCGUGAAUCUUGUUUGCUACAUUAAGAUUCAGUAAAUGGAACUCGAAAUUGAGCUGAUUUUAUGUCAUUGCAAUUGAAUUGUCAACUCCAGAGAAAGGCAGUUCUUUUGACCAGGUGUCAUUCUGUUGAUUUUUUUUAAAUUUUAAUUUUGAUAGUGUUAAUGUUAUAAAAUGUUCAUUACAGGUAUUCACAUUUUAUGUUUACUUAUUGCAGGUAAGCCAGACUUCAAAUACCUGUAUGUUAGUUGAACUGUUUCUGAGUUUAAGUUGUUCAUUGAAUGUAUUGACUCAUUGACUUCUUUGUUCACUGUAUUAAAAGUUAAUAAAAAAUCAGAACUCUAAAAUUAUACUUGUGUCAUGAUUAACAUUGGUACACUCUACUCCGUUACAAAAUGUUCCACUCCGUUACCAAAUGUUCCACUCCGUUACCAGUUCUUCAAUAAAAUUUAUUAUUGUCCUUCUAGUAAACUUUAAAUUCCAUUUGCUAGCUGUCAUCCAAUCUUAAUACAGGCGAAAUUAUCAUAAACUUCAAAAGCACAAAAUAUUGGCACUGUUAAGUGUGGCAACAUCACAAAAUUAGGUAAUGUAAUGAAAAGGUAACGGAGUGGAGAGGCUUAAAUAUUUCAAACCCCCAUAAAAAAAUUUGUGGAGGACAUUCAGCUCUGCUGCUAUGCUGGCUAUAUAGAACAUGACCCCUAUGACCAGCAUGGAAGGUUAGGUGAGUUUUCUACAACCUCUUUGGUCUGUGACUUUCAACACUCAAUAUGUGCCCGUAUUGAAAAAUCCACCCAUAUCGCCCAGCCUCAUAUCUCCCACUAUGUUUGUUUCAAGUGGGCGUAGUUAUCUAGCUAGUUGUUUACGAUCAGUCUCACUAGAAAUGACCUGGAAGGAACCUGUAGUCAACACUGAUCAAUAAAACACUUCGCCCACAAUUAUA